CUCCUCCUCCUCCAUUUCUCUCCAUCCUCAACCAAAGUGUUUUUCAGAGAAACACAAACAAAAAACAGAGAGGGAUUCCGUUUUUUCAUUAGCCUCACAAUCUUCUUCUGCUGUAGAACAGAAAAUCAAUCUAAAAAAACUUUCUUUCUUUCUACAGUAGUUGUUGUUGUUGUUUGUUUGCUAUCUGAAAAAACGCCACACCCAGAUCUCUUUUUUCAAAAAAUAAAAUAAAAUGGCUGCUCGUUCUUUCUCUAAAAACGCUCAACUUAUUUCUUCUCUCAUCGAUGGCGUUUCUCUUUCUCUUAACAGAUCUAGAGGAAUCUCAUCAGUGGCGACACAAGCCGUUGGAUCAAGAAAAAGUGUGAUGGUGGUAACCGGGGGAGACGUAAAAUCAAAAUCGUCGCCAUCAGCAGGAUCAGUGACUGAAACAUCUCCAUGGGUUCCGGAUCCCGUUACUGGAUAUUACAGACCGGAGAGUCAUGCGGAUGAGAUUGAUGUGGCUGAACUUAGGGAGAUGCUUUUGAAACAGAGACAGCAUUAGAUUGUUUAUCAAUGUUUAGUCUAAAUUGGAUUGAUUUUUUGAUGAUCGAUCAGUGCGUAACAGCGUAGCGUGAUUAUGCUGUGCUUGCUGCACAAUUUAGAUUUGUUUUAUUAAGCAGUUUUGAUGAUGAAAUUUGUUGACAGUACACACCCAGUUGUGCCCCCGGAGUUUGGUCGGGGAGAAAUGUCUCUCUUUUUACCGGGGAGGAAAUUUUUAUAAUAACCAAAUGUCAGGUUUUCAUGGCUCAUUUGUUAUCGCACUAGUCAUUGUUUCCUUGCAAUUUCUA
Messenger RNA from Papaver somniferum (opium poppy), 827 nucleotides. RefSeq names its product late embryogenesis abundant protein Lea5-like. The record is from RefSeq and is a predicted model, not a curated record. Gene Ontology annotation, biological process: response to stress. NCBI's taxonomy places the organism in Eukaryota, Viridiplantae, Streptophyta, Magnoliopsida, Ranunculales, Papaveraceae. The coding region runs from base 233 to 541 and encodes 102 amino acids. The transcript has 2 exons. Gene Ontology annotation, cellular component: mitochondrion.